UCGACUGUGGGAAGGCAUUUCUCUUUCUUGUUCUGUGCUCUGUGUUCCCCUUCACUUUCAUCACCUUUGCUCAGGAAAGAAAGUACGAUUAAUCUCACCUCCUGAACACCCAGAAAGGAACUCGCCGCAUUCAAACACUUUAUUUUGCCCUCACACACUCACGCGCAACAGCAGCAGCACAGGAAACAAACCUCAGCCCGGAGUUUCUCUGCAGAAAAAGCUGAAGCCUGACUCACUUCUUUUUAUCUCUUUUCAUUUCUGACAUCACUCAUCUGCGUGCCGUUAGCUCAUCUGCUCGCCUGGGCUAUGUGUGAAUCUGGAAAGCACUGUUAUGACGGGGAAUGCUGCAGGACACACGUGGAUAAGCUGAAGAGACUCAUCUGGGCGAUCAUGAUCUGGGUCUCGAUCCUUUCUCUGGGCCUGGGAGCCUCCAUCACUUUCCACUUCAUCUUCUGUCAGAAAUCCAACACAGAGAAUUCCCCUGACAGCACCACCGGAAAGUCUCCACUCAGUUCAUAUGACUGCUUCGGCGAGAAAAAUAUAAGCAGCAGUGAACUGAAUGUGGUGUGGCGAAAACAAAAUGAAAACGUUGACAAAAAUACUACAAUAGAAAUAGAGGAGGAUGGCAAUUAUUUCCUCUUCCUCAAAGUAACCCUGCAGUCCAAGAAGCAAGGGGUUAAAUACACGGUCACAGUUAAAAAGAAGCCACAUGGUAACCAUGCCACACGUAUCACUGACGGCCAUAUCAAUGAAACAAAUAACUCGACUGGAUUCAUAGGUAUACGAGUGCUUUUAACUCAAAACACAUCAGUAACUGUUAUCUGCAGCCCCACAGCAGAAGUGGAUCAACAAAACACUUACUUGGGUUUGAUCAAAUUCUGA
Messenger RNA from Neoarius graeffei (lesser salmon catfish), 882 nucleotides. RefSeq names its product TNF superfamily member 18 (gene tnfsf18). Gene Ontology annotation, molecular function: tumor necrosis factor receptor superfamily binding. Lineage: Eukaryota; Metazoa; Chordata; Actinopteri; Siluriformes; Ariidae. The record is from RefSeq and is a predicted model, not a curated record. Gene Ontology annotation, biological process: tumor necrosis factor-mediated signaling pathway; T cell proliferation involved in immune response. Bases 307 to 882 code for a protein of 191 amino acids. The transcript has 3 exons.